AUGCUAUACGAAGUUAUUACGAAAGAUUGUGAUGAGGAUGGCUCUGAAAAGGAGUCUCAUGGAAACGUUCCUGACAAAGAGUUUGAAGAAAAUGACUCUGAAAACUCAGAAUUUGAAAAUGAUGGCUCCGAGAGAGUGUUAGAUGAGGAAGGCCCAGAGAGAGAAUUUGGUGAAGACUCCGAUGAGAAGGAAGAAGAGGAAGAUAUGUAUGAAAAAGUAUUUGACGAUGAGUCCGAUGAGAAAGAGGGCGAAGAUGCGGAUGAGAAAGGGCUUGAAGAUGCUGAUGAAAAGGAGGAAGAAGAGGAUGCAGAUGGAAAGCUGUUUGAAGACUCCGACGAAAAGGAAGAUGAAGAUGCAGAGGGAAAGGGAGAUGAAGAUGUAGAGGGAAAGCUGUUUGAAGAUGACGAUUCCAAUGAGAAGUUGUUUGAUGAGGAGGAGGAUUCCAAUGAGAAGUUGUUUGACGAUUCUGAUGAGAGGGGGACUUCGGAUGGUUUGGGGAAUGCUAAGGAAGAGGAGCCCCCGUCCAAGGCCGGCCCUCUUUAUGUAUUUUGA
Messenger RNA from Galeopterus variegatus (Sunda flying lemur), 552 nucleotides. Its product is annotated as HIV Tat-specific factor 1 homolog. The record is from RefSeq and is a predicted model, not a curated record. Bases 1 to 552 code for a protein of 183 amino acids. Lineage: Eukaryota; Metazoa; Chordata; Mammalia; Dermoptera; Cynocephalidae. The transcript has a single exon.